AUGGCGGUAGAGGAGACACCCCGAUUCCCUCUGACAAAGGCGGCUUCCGCCGAAUCUAUCAUUCAUAUCCGCCUGGUGUGGGUUCGAUUCCUGUCCGUAUCAUCCGUCCUGACAGGGCCACCCCAACUUGGAAAUAUCUUCCCAAAACCAAUCCUCUUCACCCUCCUCCGGAAGAUGGCUCCGAUAAGGAAGGGAUAUAGCGACCCUCCAGACCAUGAAGGAAGGGUAGGAGGAGCUGGAAGGCGCAUCUUCAUGCAAAUCCUGGAAGGGGUUCGGAGUCCAGGACCGUAG
This is a messenger RNA of Nezara viridula (southern green stink bug), 291 nucleotides long. Lineage: Eukaryota; Metazoa; Arthropoda; Insecta; Hemiptera; Pentatomidae. The record is from the annotation of a GenBank genome assembly.